This is a messenger RNA of Trichosurus vulpecula (common brushtail), 2887 nucleotides long. It is a transcript of the gene GIMAP6, whose product is annotated as GTPase, IMAP family member 6. Lineage: Eukaryota; Metazoa; Chordata; Mammalia; Diprotodontia; Phalangeridae. Gene Ontology annotation, cellular component: cytosol. Bases 243 to 1286 code for a protein of 347 amino acids. The transcript has 3 exons. The record is from RefSeq and is a predicted model, not a curated record. Gene Ontology annotation, molecular function: GTP binding.
GACUGUCUCAGAGCCAGCAGCAGCCAUUGUACUGUGUCAGGGCAGCUCCCACAGAACGAACCGUGUUUUCAGACCAUUUUCUAUUGAAAAGUUUAUAGAAGAGAGCAAAAAUUAUGCUGAAUACAUCUGGCGACCUGGUGUACAGUGGAACCAUGUCCAAGCAACAGGGAGAUUUCUAACAGCUUACAGAUGUCACUGACAGAAAACAAGUCCAUUCUUACACAUUGCUCAGCAGCACCAGGAUGGAAGGGAGAAGAGGAGAUGGAGAACCCUGUGUCAACAUUGAAGCUCCUGCUGAUCAGGCAGCCCAAGGGGAUGACCCAAGGAUGCCAAGGGAGCUGAGGCUUGUCCUUGUAGGGAAGACAGGAAGUGGGAAGAGUGCAACUGGAAAUAGCAUCCUUGGCAAGAAAGCCUUUACAUCUAAACUCAGUUCCAGGCCAGUAACUGAGAGCUGCCAAAGAGAGAGCAGAGAAUGGCAUGGAAGAAGGCUUGUUGUCAUUGACACCCCAGAUAUCUUUUCCUCCAAUGCCCAACCAAAUAAAGAUCUGGAGAUCUGUCGCUGUAUGGCCCUCUCUUCCCCAGGGCCUCAUGCCCUACUCUUGGUGAUCCAGUUGGGCCGUUAUACCAAUGAGGACAAGGAGGCCCUCAGGCGCAUCCAGGAGAUAUUUGGAGUCGGGAUCCUGUCCCACACCAUCCUUGUCUUCACCAGGAAAGAAGAUUUAGGGAAGGAAACCCUGAAGGAAUACUUAAAAGAAACAGAGAACAAAAGCUUGGCCUGGCUGGGUGUGGUGUGUGAAAGAUUUCACUGUGGUUUCAACAACAAAAUUGAAGGGGAGGGACAGGAGACCCAACUAAAGGAACUGAUGAAGAUGAUAGAAGGGGUUCUCUGGGAAAAUGACUUCAGCUACUACUCAAAUGAGGUAUAUGACUAUAUCCAGGAAAAUAUUCAGCAGUUAAGAGAGGAACUGGGAGAAGAGCCAAUAUGCCAGGAACAGGGUUCUAAGGGAGCUUUCUGUAAGGGGAAUAUGGCAUCAAAGAAGUCCCAUCAGAUCUGCUUUGCCCUAGAGAAUCUGAGGAUCAUUCAGAGGACCUAUGAGCAGCGUCAACAAUCGGUGCUGAUGAAGGAGUCAAAGACUCCUUGGGUGGAUGACAACCCAUAUUGGGUCACUCGCUGUGCAAGUUUGCCUAUUGGGUUCACCAGGAAUCUUUUCUUCUCUCCACCCAUGGAUGUUCCCCAGUUGGUUAGACCCAGGCCCUCUGAUAGAGAGGAAAGAACCCAGAGCUAGGAAUCAGAGUAGAAGGAAGGUCAAGGAGCUGUCACAAGCCAGAGUAUCAUUGAUGGCAAGUAACCUAGAAUAAACAACCCCAUCCCAAGACAUGUAUAAGGCUAUUAUACUUUUCCGUGAACUUUUCCACCCAUAAUCUUACCUGAUUCUUUUCACAACCCUACAGGUGAGGCAGGAUCAAAGGAUUCACAGGUAGAGAGCGAUAUUAGGCAUCAUUUAAUCUAAUCUCUUCAUUUUUCAGAAUAGAAUCUGAAACACCCAACUGCCAAUCCUACUCUGCCACUUUUCUAAUUCUAUUGCUUGAACAAAUCACUUCAUCUGGUCCACUUUAUAGCUGAGGGAACUGAGGAAGGCAGAGGUUAAGUGAUUUGCCCAGAGUCAAACAGUUAGUCAGUGUCUGAGGCCAGAUUUGAACUGUACCUGGCUGCCUUUGCAUAUCUUAUUUGCAUAAGGUGCUAGGUGCUGGUCUAAAUCUCAUUUCUUCCAUACUAUUAUCCAUUUUUUCCAACAGCUUUUGUCAAAUAAUGAAUCUUUUUCCUACUACAGAUCUCUAUGUUCUAAAUUUUUAUUGAUAUCCUUAUGAAUGAUGAAAGUAGGACUGGCCUUAAAUUAAUAAAGACAGAUAAUAAUAAAUAACUGCAUAAUGUGAGCUAAUGACCACUGAUAAAAGUUGCCUCCUCAUCAGAAACAUUUCCUUCACUGGCCAGCCACUGUGAUUCAAGUUCAUACCAUUAGAUGUUGAUUCUUUUGGGCAAAAGUUUUGAUACCUGGUAAAAAUGAAAAUGCUCCAAAGAAGGGUGGUAACACAGUAAGGUAAAAUCCUAACCAUACUUUGAGAAUCAGUUCAAACAUCCCCUCCAUCAUGAUAUCUUCCUUGAUUUUGCCAGGCAGAAUUAUCUCUUCAGACUCUGAACUUUGCUGCUGGUAUUUUGUUAUUAAAUAUCUAAUGAACUAUCAUAUUCCAUUAUGUACCAGUUAUGUAUGCUCAUAUUUUAUCUUACCUGCUAAAUCGUAAGCUCCAUGAAGGCAAGUAUUUUUUCUAACUUUGGAUUUCACAAAGCCUUGAAGUAGAACUUUGUGAAUUGAAUUUGUUCAAAUGAAUACAUGAAUCAACCAAUAAAUAAAUAGUUAACACCUUAGCAAAGAUUAAUUUGACAGGUCAACAGAGAAAACACAGAGCAGUACCUUAAGGGGAAGAAAUCUAGGACAGGUAAGAGUCGAUGGAAGGAGGUGUUGUAAUAAAUAGAUAAAGCAGGAGAAACUGGGACAGUAAGCUCAGAUGGGACAUGGGGGUCAGGAGGGGGACGUGGAUGAGGAGGCUGGAUAGCCCAGCAUCAGCAUGAGGACAGAGGAAAAGAACUUAAAUAGGAAGGUUUGCCUAGAGGUGGAGAAACCAAACAAAAUUCAGGUUGUCCUUGAUAGGAAGGCAACUAUAGCUCUGGUUCAUUAAACACUAGCUCAGCAUAGUACAUGGCAUAUAGUAAGAGCUUAGUAAAUGCUUUUUGACUUUUUGAAUAACUGAUGCAUCUGGGUGAGUGUAUUGGCAACCAAAAAUGGGCUCCUUAGCACUUAGUCAACAAGUGCCCUUGACUAGUUUGGCU